AUAUAUAUAAUUAUCAAGUUCCAAAACUUAUAUAUAUUUUACCUACAUCAAUUACUUCAUGAUCAGUAUAUCAACAUGCCAAGAGGAGCUUUAAGUAAAUUCCAGAACGUAUUUUUUCACCGUGUGAUAUUGCUGUUGGUUACCGGAAUAACCCUUUGUUUGGUGCUAUUUUUAGUAAGAAGAAGACACGUGAUGAAAGGUAUAGAACAAACAAACAAUGAGAGAUUUAAUAUGAAGGACAUACGAAUUAAACCGAUUGAGGGUUUGAAGGAGGAAGACAUUUUCUACCCUUCCACGACGUUUUCCUGGCUCCCUUCUACCUUUACCAGUCCCUUGGUGUCUUGGAGCACUACAACACAACCCUUUACUACAGAGGGUACACAGAUACAAUCUAAGAGGGCACAAGACGACAAAUCUGAUAAAAAUGGAAAUGAAAUCGAAGACAGCGACGUCCAAAACACAUUACGUGGUCAGCUGACGAAAACGAUCUCAAGUAGUUCUAAUACGCAGCAAGGAAAUAAAAGUCCGGAUUCUGGCGUAAAAUCGAAUGAAGACGGACGAAAAGAUAAAAUACCGAUAAUUUCUGAAGCAAGUAAAUCUAAAAACAUGGUAAAUGAAAAAAUCGGGUCGAAAGACAAGGUAUUUGCCAACAUGCAGAGCAAAACAAAGCUGAAAAAAGCAGCGUGAAUCAACCAUCAAAGAAUACAAUUUCUGCUCAAAGUUCUAGGAUUGUAUCCAACACGCGAAGAGUCGGAUCUAAGUAAGCCAAUACAUCAAUGGCAAAUAAAGGGAUAUAAUUAGGAAAGGAUAAAUACAUGCAAAUUUAGUCUCAUCAAAGUCACGUGACCUGAGGAGGAAGCGUUGAAAAUUGACCAACCAAAAAACGCAUAGCAGUUGCCAUAACAACUGAUAACACGUGACUGGGAUUUCAACGUGGUCAUUGGUUCAAAAGAAAAUGUUGCGUGAUGGAAGUCAUGGGGAAAGAUUACGCUAUGUUUUAGAAAUACUUGUAUGCAUGGCCAGAGGUUCAAAGAAGAAACGUCAGUGUCAAAAGCGAUGCCGAAUAUAAACAAUCAUUUGAAAUUUCCAACGAGAUUACCUUUUUUUCAAUAUUGUUCCCUAAUAUUGGUAUAUGUACGUGAAAUGAUUACAAUCUUUCAAAUAUGACUUAAAUCCUUUGUGCAUGUAUUUAUUUAUUUUAAUAUCUGACUACAAUUUUCAGGAUCUCUAGAUAUGAGGCGGCCCUCUAAUUUAGAUCCGAUAAGUCGUACUAAUUACUGAUUAACAUAGGUAUUAUGAAACUAAAUGAUUCGAAUAAUUUUAUAAACAUGAAAAUGAAAUUAAAUCAAACCGAGCACAAAAUAAUUCUGAAGUAAUUGUUGUAUCAUUUUAGAUAUGUUUUUAUGAUAUUUACCUCUGAGGAAGAACGCAAGGGAAAAUUACGCUAUUGUACCUCUUUCCCUCUGUGUAAAGUGUUUUUAGAAUCAAAAGUUCACAUUA
Messenger RNA from Pecten maximus, 1500 nucleotides. RefSeq lists its product as uncharacterized. The record is from RefSeq and is a predicted model, not a curated record. Bases 76 to 687 code for a protein of 203 amino acids. The transcript is spliced from 3 exons. NCBI's taxonomy places the organism in Eukaryota, Metazoa, Mollusca, Bivalvia, Pectinida, Pectinidae.